AUGUCAGGAUCGUCUGAAGCAGCUUCGAUUGAUCAUUCUUCUGAAGAGAAAGGGGGUGUCCUGAAGGGCUCCGUCAAGCAAGAACGGGGGUUGAAAUUCGACAAGGCCAAGAUGGGGAUGUUGGAAAUGAAUGAUCGAAAAAGUGAGCGAUGCAGUCAAACCCAGCUCGUUCCGAGUUCCUGCGUUCUACUUAAACAAGAGUUGCAGAUGCGCCCUCCUUCGACUUGCUAUCUGCAAGCCUGCUCCUGCCUCAAAAAAAUCGGUCUUGGCUUGACGGGCUUCGGGGUACUCUUUACGUUCCUCGGGGUCAUCUUCUUUUUCGACAAGGGCCUCCUGGCCAUGGGAAACGUAAGCAGCCACUGUAAUGUGGGCAUUUCGCCCAGUCUUUUCGGCAGCUCAAAUUAUGGAGAACUAGUCUUCUCGCAAUGGCCACUUGUAUAUGAUGAAGCACCUUCCCUGUUGUUUGAGAUUAGGGUUUUGAUGCUUCUCAUGAAGGUCACGCUCCGGUUAAAAGCUCUAACUUCCUUUGUCGUGGUGCAGAUUCUCUUCCUCUCUGGUAUGACUCUAACUAUCGGCUUCAAAUCGACGUGGAAUAUAUUUCUGAACAAGCGGAACCACAGGGUGAGUUACAAGGGCGAUUGCGACUUUCUGUGCAGUCCAUUUUUAGACCAGGACACGGGCUGCUAG
Messenger RNA from Oppiella nova, 687 nucleotides. The record is from the annotation of a GenBank genome assembly. Lineage: Eukaryota; Metazoa; Arthropoda; Arachnida; Sarcoptiformes; Oppiidae.